AUGGACAUCAAGAAUGGUCAUCGGGUGAAGUUCUGGACGGAUAUAUGGUUGCCUGCUGGACGGUUAAUUGAUAUUGCUCGUGAAACAGGAACUCAAAAACUUGGAAUUACUAGGAAUGCACUAAUUUGCGAAGUUCUUGUGGAUGGGGUCUGGAGGUUUAGGGCAUGUCGCGACCGGCUUAUACGGGGUCUGGUGCAGGAGAUCCGACGCCUCCCUUUAUUGCUGACUGCAAAUGUUCCUGAUGGUGUUCUGUGGAGGAACGGCCCGGAUGAUUACGGAGAUAGGUUUAUUGCGUCGAGUACCUGGCAGCAAAUCAGAACGCGUAAGGAGGAAGUUCGAUGGAGUAGGAUUGUAUGGUUCCCUCAGGGGGUGCCUCGAUUUGCUUUUAUCACAUGGCUAGCUUUCCGGGAUAGACUCUCCACUGGCCACCGUAUGCGCAUGUGGGGUCAGACGCAGUGCUGUAUCUUUUGUGGCGAGCCUGACGAGACGAGAGAUCACUUAUUUUUUGCGUGUCCAUAUACCUUUACACUAUGGAUACAAGUUGUUGGAAAUCUCUUUGGGGGUGAGCCUGAUCCGGACUGGGAUUCCACCAUUGCGACGAUGAUCAAUGGUACAUAUGAUAGACUCACUUUUAUACUGUUGAGACUGGUGCUGCAAGUUACUAUCUACUACAUUUGGAGGGAAAGGAAUGAUAGGAGGCACAACAAGCCAGCAAAGCCAGUGGAACAGCUUGGAAGGAUCAUAGACAAGACGAUGAGGAACCGUAUUACGUCGACCAACUACCACAUCAAGCCGAGGUUGACGGGUUUGAUGCAACGUUGGUUUGGGGCUCACAUAGGUUAA
Messenger RNA from Raphanus sativus (radish), 843 nucleotides. RefSeq lists its product as uncharacterized. The transcript has a single exon. NCBI's taxonomy places the organism in Eukaryota, Viridiplantae, Streptophyta, Magnoliopsida, Brassicales, Brassicaceae. The record is from RefSeq and is a predicted model, not a curated record. Bases 1 to 843 code for a protein of 280 amino acids.